Molecule: messenger RNA, 1626 nt
Organism: Maudiozyma barnettii
Lineage: Eukaryota; Fungi; Ascomycota; Saccharomycetes; Saccharomycetales; Saccharomycetaceae
Gene: THI6
Product: bifunctional hydroxyethylthiazole kinase/thiamine-phosphate diphosphorylase
Exons: 1
Coding region: 1-1626 (541 amino acids)
Biological process (GO): thiamine biosynthetic process
Cellular component (GO): cytoplasm
Molecular function (GO): hydroxyethylthiazole kinase activity; thiamine-phosphate diphosphorylase activity; ATP binding
Source: RefSeq, a predicted model, not a curated record
AUGGUAUUUGCUAAGGAAGACGUCGAUUAUUCUUUGUAUCUCGUUACUGACUCUGGUAUGUUGCCAGAGGGCACAACAUUAUGUUCUCAGAUUGAAGCUGGUUUACAGAAUGGUGUAACUUUGGUACAAAUCCGUGAAAAGGAAACUGAUACUAAGCUUUUCAUUGAGGAGGCUUUGGAAGUCAAAAAACUGUGCACUAAAUAUAACGUUCCAUUGAUUAUUAAUGAUAGAAUUGAUGUCGCAAUGGCAAUCAAGGCUGAUGGUGUGCAUGUCGGGCAAGAUGAUAUGCCAAUUCCAAUGGUCAGAAAUCUUGUUGGACCAGACAUGAUUAUCGGCUGGAGUGUUGGGAAAGUUUCCGAGGUUGAGCAAUUGGCUAAAUGGGGUCCGCAAUUGGUCGAUUAUAUCGGUAUUGGUACUUUAUUUCCAACACAGACUAAAAAAAAUGCCAAGAAAAUACCAAUGGGCCCACAGGGUGCUAUUGAAGUUCUAAAUGCUUUGGAAUCAAAUAAUGCUACUUGGUGUAAAACAGUAGGAAUUGGUGGUUUACAUCCAGAUAAUAUUCAAAGAGUUCUAUAUCAAUGUACCUCUACCAAUGGUAAGAGAUCAUUAGAUGGUAUAUCUUUGGUUAGUGAUAUCAUGGCUUCUACUGAUGCAGCUGGGUCAACUAAAAUAUUACGUGCUUUAAUUGAUGACGGCAAAUUCAAGUUUGGAAACGAUUUGAAAAUAGGAAGUUAUAUUACACCGGAUGUUCAAGCGAUCCAUAGCGUUCUUGAACAAGUAUCCCACAAUAGACCAUUGAUCCAACAUAUCACUAAUAAAGUUCAUCAAAAUUUUGGUGCCAAUGUGACUUUGGCUCUUGGGUCAUCUCCCAUAAUGUCCGAAAUUGAAUCUGAGGUUGGUGAAUUAUCCCGUAUUCCAAAUGCGACCCUUCUGCUAAACACUGGUUCAAUUGCUCCAGUAGAAAUGGUAAGAGCUGCUAUACAUGCUUAUAAUGAAGCACAACGACCAAUAGUGUUCGAUCCUGUCGGAUACUCUGCCACAACAACAAGAAAGAGUUUAAACGAUUCCUUGCUGUCGUAUGGGCAAUUCACCUGCAUUAAAGGGAAUUCAGGUGAAAUUUUAGGUCUUUCAGGAUUGAAUAAUGGUAAUAUGAAGGGUGUCGAUGCCGACACAAGUCAUAAUGAUUCUAAUUUAUUGGCAAAGGCUACUAGGAUUGUUGCUUUUAGAUUUAAAACUAUUGCAGUUUGUACUGGUGAAGUGGACUAUAUCUGUGACGGUACAUUUGGUGGAGAAUUUCUUGUAUCACAAGGUACCCAAGGUGCCUCUGUAGACUCUUUGACUGUAUAUACUGUUCAAAAUGGUAAUAUUCCAAUUAUGGGUGAUAUUACUGCAAGUGGAUGCUCUUUGGGUUCUACAAUUGCAAGUUUGGUUGGUGGCUUAAGCCCAGAAGGUUCAGUUUUUGAUGCAAUCGUAUCUGCUAUUUUAUUGUAUAAAUCAGCUGGUAAAAACGCCUCUCUCGUCUGUGAAGGAAGUGGUUCUUUCCAUGUUAAAUUAAUUGAUAAUUUAUAUCAAUUGUUCCAUGAAAAUGAACCAUCCAAAUGGAGUGCUACAUUACAAAAAGUGUAA